AUGCCUACACCUGCCCUGCCUCAGCCCGCCCACCCAGAGCUCGAUUCAAUGCUGACGAGGAAGUUUGGCCGCGAAGUUGCCAACUACUUUGCUGGCUCACCAUUGAACCGCUUUGGCUUCCUCCGCAGCGACAAUGUCUUUCUUUCUGGAGCUCUCAGGCAUCCGUCGACCAAGUUCCUUGCUUGCAACAACCUGCAGCCAUUGACCAAGGACAAGGCCAACCUCGCCUACAUCCAGUACAAAGAUGUCCAGCCCAUCAUUGGCGAAGACCCCUACGCCACGCCCGAGGCCAAGAUGAUCGAGACAUACAACUCCAAGACGUUUAUCCCUCAGAUGAUCUUCCUCGGCCUGGACGAGUCGGUCAAGGACAACUCGUUCAGCUACGAGGCAAAGAAUGCCGUCCACAAGGGUGCUCCCUACUUUGCCAUCGACGUCACCCCCAAGGACCCUCUGACCCAGCAAUGCAACGACUUGAUCAAGGCCUGCGAAGACAAAGGCCUCACUUUCCAACAGGGCCGCUCCAUGGACCUAGUAGCCGGCGACGCAGCAAUCUACGCCGAAGCCCGCCAACUCCUCGACUGGAACAUGCGCAACCCUUUCUGUGCUCAAUGCGGCCACCCUACCCUCUCCGUCAACGGCGGCUUCAAGCGCACCUGCCCACCCACAGAUACAGGCUCUCUUCCCUCCACCGCCCUCUCCACCUCCAACACCCCCGCCUCCAGCAUCGACCGUCCCGCCUGCGCAACCAGAAAAGGCGUCUCUAAUCUCAGUNUUCCCCGCACAGACCCCACCAUCAUCGUCGCCGUCGUAAACGCUGCAGGCGACAAACUCCUCCUCGGCCGCAGCAAGCGCUUCCCUAAAUACUGGUACUCCACUCUCGCCGGCUUCUGCGAACCCGCAGAGUCCAUCGAAGAAGCCACCCGCCGCGAGGUCUGGGAGGAAGCAGGUAUCCAUCUCGGCCGUGUAAUCAUUCACUCCACGCAACCUUGGCCUUACCCUGCAAACCUCAUGAUCGGCGCCAUUGGCCAAAGCGUGCCCGACGGCGAAACCAUCGAUCUCGGAAAUGAUCCAGAGUUGGAAGAUGCAAAGUGGUUUACCUUUGACGAGGUGAGGACGGCUUUGCGGGUGGGGACGAGUGGGCUGGACGAGNGGCCCCAGCCAGAGUACAAAGAGGGUGACUUGAGGUUGCCGCCGCAGACGGCCAUUGCCAAUCAGCUCAUCAGUGCUGUUGUUGAAAAGGGCUUUUUGGCUGCCGAGCCAAAGAUGUAG
This is a messenger RNA of Aureobasidium vineae, 1269 nucleotides long. The record is from the annotation of a GenBank genome assembly. Lineage: Eukaryota; Fungi; Ascomycota; Dothideomycetes; Dothideales; Saccotheciaceae.